AUGACGUCAUUAUUUAGAACACACUCCUCUUUUGUUUUGUACCAAAACACUAAUUUCAGAUGCAACAGAAAAGCCAACGAUGUCGCUCUCCUAAAAACUGUACGACAGCUCAAGUGGACCGAAGAUCUGAGACCUGCUUGCCUCCCUCAACCUAAGGCACAGGACUUCAGUGGGACCACUGCCACUGUGGCUGGAUGGGGCUUCACCAACGAAGACAGAGCUAUAGGAUCCAGGCCCAACGUCCUCCAGAAGACGAGUGUGGUGGUGGUCACAAACGACGAGUGCAACCAAUGGUACCAGUCCCAAGGGAGCAAGGUCAAGAUCAUCCCGACCCAGAUGUGCGCUGGACACGAGCAGGGAGGCAGAGACUCUUGCUGGGCUGACAGCGGCGGUCCUCUCAUGAUCCGCGAAGACAAACGCCACGCCAUGGUAGUGGGUGUGGUAUCGACAGGCAGUGGCUGCGCGCGCGCAAAGAUGCCAGGAGUGUACACCAGGGUGUCCAGGUAUACGGAGUGGAUAGUCCAGAGUAUUGGCCAGGACAACGCUAGAGGUCUGAGAUGGUAUCCCAGGAGUAGGGUGUAAUCAUUGAAAAUCAAAAUGGAAGUUGUCCACCUACGUCAUGAUAGCUAACUUAACUAACAUCACUUACUAGUGAAAUUGAAAAUAAAGAUACAACAAAGCAAAAAGAUGCCGGGACUCGGUAUACACGCAGCUAUCCAGGUAUACGGAAUGGAUAUUCCAGAGCAUUAGCGAGAACAACGCUAGAGGGCUGAGGUGGUAUCCGAGGAGGACAUGAUGGGAAGAGGGUCAUCGAUAAUCUAAAUAAAAUUGGGUACUAAAGAUAUCCUGCAUGAAGUCAUGACUAGUGAAAUAAAAAGAAAGCCAAACCGCGAAAUUAACUUAUUUUCCAUAACAUUACUAAGUUUGCAUGUAACGCAGCAUUUUUGUU
This is a messenger RNA of Ostrinia furnacalis (Asian corn borer), 949 nucleotides long. RefSeq names its product plasma kallikrein. The coding region runs from base 1 to 582 and encodes 193 amino acids. Gene Ontology annotation, biological process: proteolysis. The transcript is spliced from 3 exons. The record is from RefSeq and is a predicted model, not a curated record. Gene Ontology annotation, molecular function: serine-type endopeptidase activity. NCBI's taxonomy places the organism in Eukaryota, Metazoa, Arthropoda, Insecta, Lepidoptera, Crambidae.